Messenger RNA from Daucus carota subsp. sativus, 2826 nucleotides. RefSeq lists its product as uncharacterized. Lineage: Eukaryota; Viridiplantae; Streptophyta; Magnoliopsida; Apiales; Apiaceae. The transcript is spliced from 9 exons. The coding region runs from base 595 to 2694 and encodes 699 amino acids. The record is from RefSeq and is a predicted model, not a curated record.
UUCCAAUGAUGAAGAUCCAAGAUAAUUUACAAAACUGAACCAGUUGCAACACACGUAUGUAUGUAUGUACAUACAUAUAUAUCCUCCCUAUCCAAUACCUACUUCAUUUAAUAUUUUAAUCAUGAAGAAAAAUUCUUAUUAACUGUCUUUUUCAAGGAGCUGUGAAUAAUGUGAUUCAUAGACUUCAUGAUCAAGAUUUGUUUUGUGUGUGUAGAUAUAGCUUAAAGAUUGUAUCUUUGGGUUUGUGCCAGCGAAAUUUACAAUUUUUGGCUGGUGGGUCAUUGGUAAUAUUGCAAAUUUGUGAGCUUUUUGCAGGUUGGUGAUCAGGGUUUCAAGAAAGGUGAUCUUUGAGGUAAUAAGGAUGUGUUUUGGUGAAUUUUGGGAUUAUUGUGUGUGAUCUUUUGCGGGUUUGUUGAAAAUAUUGUGAUUUGUUUGGUAUUGAUAGGUUGAUUGUUGAUUUGAUUGGUUUUGGCUGAAGGGUCUAUUUCAUUUUGUUGGGGAGAUGUUGGAUUAGUUUGUAUGAAUUUGAUUUGUGGUGCUUGGUAAUGAAUUGGAAAUGCCUGGGUUGUAGUUGGAUAUUUUUGUUUUGAUUUUAUGUUUGCGACGGAGAAAGGGGAAAUGGCUAUUGCCAGCAAAACUAGAAGUAUGAUUGAAGGUUUUGUUAAAGAUGGAUCAUUCAAGUGGUUGGCUAGAAGCAGAAACACAUUUGAUGAGGACCUUGAGGAAAUGGGAAAGUCUUCGUCGGAUACAAGUAAUUGGAUUGCAGAGUUAUCUCCAAUAGGGAAUGCUAUGGUUCGAAGAUGCUCAAAAAUUCUAGGCAUUCCUGCAAUCAAACUUAGAGAAAUCUUUGAUGAUGAAGCUCCUGAUAAUAUAAAAGAAGCAUCACAAUAUGCCCGCAACUUUUUGGAGUACUGUUGCUUCAGGGCUCUGGCCAUGUCUACGAAACUUGACGGUUAUUUAGAUGAUAAAUUGUUUCGUCGCCUGACAUUUAACAUGAUGAUUGCUUGGGAGUUUCCAGCUGCUUCUAGCAAAUCGAUCUCAGCUAUAGACGAAGAUGCUACCGUGGGGGUGGACGCAUUCUCCCGAAUUGCUCCUGCAGUCCCCAUAAUUUCCAAUGUAAUUAUCAGUGAGAAUCUGUUUGAGGUUCUAACCAUGUCAACUGGUGGUCGGCUACAGUUUUCUACCUAUGAUAAAUACCUUAUUGGAUUGGAAAGAGCAUUAAGAAGAUUAAAGUCUCAAACAGAGUCCUCCCUCCUUUCUUCAUUACGAUCAGCAAGAGAGGAAAAGAUUCUGGAAAUAGACGGUACUGUGACUAGCCAGCCUGUUCUUCAACACUUGGGAAUAUCUGCAUGGCCUGGUCGGUUGAUUCUGACAGAUCAUGCUCUCUACUUUGAAGCUCACCGUGUCGUAUCGUUUGACAAAGCGAGCAUAUAUGACCUGGCUGAAAACUUAAAUCAGGUUGUUAAACCUGAGUUGACAGGACCAUGGGGAACUAGGCUUUUUGACAAGGGUGUUUCGUUUAAAUCAAAUUCUUUAUCAGAGCCGGUUGUUAUGGAGUUUCCUGAGCUUAAAGGACACACUCGUCGUGACUAUUGGUUAGCGAUUAUACGUGAAAUCUUAUUGGUACACAGAUUCAUGCAUAAGUUUCACAUAACCGGGGUUGAACGCGAAGAAGCACUCAUGAAAUCCGUGCUAGGUAUAUUGCGGGUGCAUGCCCUUAGAGAAAUUAUUUCUGCGGUACCUCUUUGUUGUGAGACUCUUCUUAUGUUUAAUGUUUGUAAUCAACUACCGGGUGGGGAUCUAAUACUGGAAAAACUUGCAAGCAUGACAACUCGAAAGGGAGAGAGGGCUAAUGAAGCUAAAGCUGGAACAGAUAUGUACUCAAUAUCAGCAUUGUCUAUGGCUUCCAAUCUAGGGUUUCCUGUUGGAUCAAGUAUGGAUAGUCCUGGCAAGAAAGAUCUUGUCGUGGGUGAAAUUGCUGUUGGAGGGUUGAGUCCAUUGAGGAAGGCAGUUGAGGAAUCUAGAAGUAGCUACAAAAAAGUAGUGCUUGCCCAGGCAUCAGUUGAUGGAGUCAAGGUUGAUGGCAUCGAUACCAACAUGGCUGUGAUGCAGGAGUUACUGUCUCCUGUGACUCAACUUGGUACUUGGCUAUUGUCUCUCGCACACUGGGAACAUCCUCUGAAGUCUUCAGCAUUCUGUUUGGUUUCCUCAUAUAUCAUUUGGAGGGAAUGGUUGGGUUAUGUCGUCGCAUUACUUCUCAUCUUCUUUGCAGUCUUCAUGCUGAUUACAAGGUGCUUCAGCGAAGGAAAAGUUGCUGAACUCAAAGUCAUAGCCCCACCUCCAAUGAACACCAUGGAGCAGCUUUUGGCUGUACAAAAUGCAGUUUCACAAACAGAAGAGCUGAUUCAGGAUGGAAAUGUUGUUCUUCUCAAGCUUCGUGCCUUGUUACUCUCCGCUUUCCCACAGGCAAGUGAAAAGUUGGGUAUUAGUUUCCUAGCAACAUCAAUGAUUCUGUUUUUCCUACCCUUUAAAUACACCAUGCUACUGGUUUACGUGGGUCUGUUUACAAUGUAUUCGCCUCCUCGGAAAGCAAACACAGAAAAAUGGAUGCGGCGGCUGAGAGAAUGGUGGUUCAGCAUACCAGCAGCACCCGUUUUUCUUGAAAGAGAUAAAGAAGAUAAAAAGAAAAAGUAAUUAUAUAAUAGAAAUAUGUAAUUGUAUAAAGAGAACCUGUAGCUAUGUAUUGUGAUGUUGCUGGUAUACCUUCUGCAUUCCAAUAAAAUGGUAAUAUAAAGAUAUGAAUGAGAAAGUUCAGUUUUUGUGAAA